Cyprinodon tularosa is the source of this 3292-nucleotide messenger RNA. Its product is annotated as rho GTPase-activating protein 42-like. Bases 356 to 3292 code for a protein of 978 amino acids. Gene Ontology annotation, molecular function: GTPase activator activity; protein binding. Gene Ontology annotation, cellular component: cytoplasm. The record is from RefSeq and is a predicted model, not a curated record. Lineage: Eukaryota; Metazoa; Chordata; Actinopteri; Cyprinodontiformes; Cyprinodontidae. The transcript has 25 exons. Gene Ontology annotation, biological process: signal transduction.
CCAUUAGACCCGUAAAGAAAGUUAGCUUCCCAGCGUCGCCUUGGGUUUUAUGUGCUUUAAGCCAGGUACAGUUUUCGGUUCUGUGAUUUUAAGUCUUUUAGGGUUUUUUUUGUAUUAUCUAGGAAUUCAAAGUGAAGUUAUAUUUAGGUUCAGUUCGUAUAUAAAGUAGAAGGAACAGCCGGGAAAGGCUUGCUGGGAAAGCUAGCCAAACCCUCUGUAGUUCAGAAGCUCUGCUGCAUAUCAGUGUCCGGAAGUUCUGCGAGGGGGGAAAGGGGAAAAAGGCAUGAAAAAAGGGAGCUUGAAGAAACAUUAGAGAAAGUAUCUCCGUGCCUACGCGGUGUGUGCUGAGUUAUCGAUGGGUCUCCCGACGUUGGAGUUCAGUGAUUCCUUGUUGGAUAGUCCGGAGUUCAGAGAGCGGCUGCAGUGCCAUGAAAUCGAACUGGAGAGAACUAACAGAUUUAUAAAAGACCUGAUCAAAGAUGGAAACAUGCUCAUAUCUGCCCUCAGAGGACUUUCUCUGGCCGUGCAGCGGUUCUCGCAGUCUCUGCAGGAGUUCCAGUUUGAAUGCAUCGGAGACGCUGAGACUGAUGAUGAGAUCAAUAUAGCUCAGUCCUUAAAGGAGUUCUCUCAGCUCUUAAGCACCAUGGAAGAGGAGAGAAAACGACUGAUCCAGAAUGCGGAUGACGUCUUGAUCUCACCCCUUGAGAGGUUUCGGAAAGAGCAAAUCGGAGCUGUUAAGGAGGAGAAGAAGCAGUUUGAUAAGGAGACAGAGCGGUAUUACUCUGUGCUAGAAAAGUAUCUCAGUGUGUCCUCCAGGAAGAAGGAUUCCCAGCUACAAGAGGCUGACUCACAGAUGGACAAAGACAGGCAGAUCUUUUACGAUGCAUCUCUGCAGUAUGUUUUCAAGAUCCAAGAAGUGCAGGAAAGAAAGAAGUUUGAGUUUGUGGAGCCAUUAUUAGCCUUCCUGCAGGGGUUGUUUACAUUCUACCAUGAGGGCUAUGAGCUGGCCAAUGAGUUUGAACCCUACAAGCAGCAGCUCCAGUUUAAUCUGCAAAAUGCUCGCAACAACUUUGAAAGUACUCGUGUUGAAGUUGAGAGGCUAAUGAAAAGGAUAAGGUCUGCUGAGGAUGACUUCAAAGCCCCCAGCUGCUUCACCAUGGAGGGAUUUCUCUACAUACAAGAAAAACGUCCAUUGGGAAGCGUGUGGACCCGAUACUACUGUACCUACGAGAGGAGCUCAAAGAUGUUCUCCAUGAGCAACACAGAGACCCGGCCAGCCAGUAGACAGAAUGGCGUGGUGACUGGGGCCCCAGACAUGUUCAGGCUGCGUUCAUGUGUCCGAAGGAAGACCGAAUCCAUCGACAAACGCUUCUGCUUUGACAUCGAGGUGGUGGAGAGACAUGGCGUCAUUACUCUGCAAGCCCUGUCAGAGGCCAACAGACGGCUCUGGAUGGAGGCAAUGGAUGGAAAAGAGCCUAUUUAUACUCUUCCCUCUCUGCUCAGUAAAAAAGAAGAGACAUUUCUCAACGAAGCAGGAUUCAACUUUGUUAAGAAGUGUGUUGAGCUGGUUGAAUCAAGAGGCCUUACAACUCUUGGACUGUACAGGACGGGUGGAGUAAACUCCAAAGUGCAGCGGUUGAUGGCCAGUGCAUUUGCUUCUACUGCAUCUUCGGAUAUACAGCUGGAUGCAGAAACUUGGGACAACAAGACAAUAACCAGUGGCCUGAAAGAUUAUUUCCGGUGUUUGGCAGAACCGUUACUGACCUAUAGGCUGCAUAAAGAAUUCAUCAGGGCUGCAAAGUACGACGACCAGACGUACAGAGUGAGAGCCAUUCAUGCUCUCGUACACAAACUGCCGGAAAAAAACAAAACCAUGUUGGACAUCUUAACCAAUCACCUUCACAAGGUGUCCUCCCACAGCGAUCAGAACAUGAUGACCGUGUCUAACCUUGGGAUGAUCUUUGGCCCCACGCUGAUGAGGUCACAGGAGGAGACGGUGGCGGCCAUGAUGAACAUCAAGUUUCAGAACAUUGUGGUGGAGAUCAUCAUUGAAAAGCACGACAAAAUUUUUGGUGAGACUCCGGACCUGUCGGUGCCGCUGCCUCAGGCUCCGACCUCUCGGUCGACUCCGAGGAGGAGCAAGGCCAUCUGCCUGUCAUCUGGAAAGAGAAAAGCCCUUCGGUACACUCCGGCUCUCUGCCUGGCAGACAAUGACAGUGAUACAUUCAGCAGCAGCCCUGAUACAACUCCGAUGGGCAGCCAGGAGUCGUUGUCCUCCCACUCCUCUGAAAAGAAUGGGUUGUCUCAGACCUCAACUCCUUCUUCUCCCACCGCUGAGCCCGGCUCACCAUCCGCAGCGCAGUUUUCUCCUCCUUCGGCUUCCUCCAGCUCACCACCAAACAAUUCCCCCAAUGGAAAAGAUCAGAAAGAGCCACCAGACGGCGGCCCCUCCCCCCACCUCACGCCUUCCUCUUCCUGGACCUCCGCUCCACUCUCCUUAGCCGAGCAGACUUCCUCUGUGUCCUCCUCCACAUCCUCUUUGCUCUCCGCAGUGGAGAGGUCUUUCAACAGAAACUCAACCGCUUCUUUGUCUUCUACCAAAGACCCCGGAUCUGCGUCCACAACGUCAGUCCAGCCCUCAUUAGGGGACCGUUCCUCUUCUGUCAGGGAGGGUAGACCUCUUCAGAAAGCAGCCUCCAUCUCCUCCCUGAAGAGCACUCGUUCAGCAGAGCAAAGAAACUCCUCCUGUGCUACAGUCACAGAAGUCAGAGGAACCAACUGUACCUCUCCUCCUAUACAUAGCACUGCCUCCUCCUCCUCUUCUUCCUCCUCUUCUCUAUUUCCCUACCGGCUUUCCACCUCAUCCUCGCUCACAUCCCUUCACAUUUCAGAAGAUUACAAAAGCUGCCAUGGAUCAGUGCAGAGCCUCGUGUCGCUGGACCGACAGGAGAGAUUAAAAACGCGUAAAGGACACAACCGCUGCGGCUCCGACCUCACCCCAAAGCACUCUGCAGCCGCAUCCAGCAACGGCUACUCCAGGCCUGCCUCAUUGUUAUCAACCAGGAAGCCUCAGCGUGAGAGUUCAGUGUUCUCCUCAGCGUUAGACAUUUGUCCCUCAGGAAGGGAAGCAAAAGCGAUGUACUCCUGUGAGGCAGAGCACAGCCAUGAAUUAAGUUUUCCACAGGGGGCGCUGUUCACAAAUGUGGGUCCAUCUGUGGAACCAGGUUGGCUGCAGGCGACAUAUAAGGGCAGAACCGGCCUCAUACCCGAAAAUUACAUCCAAUAUAUCUGA